Molecule: messenger RNA, 6259 nt
Organism: Camelus dromedarius (Arabian camel)
Lineage: Eukaryota; Metazoa; Chordata; Mammalia; Artiodactyla; Camelidae
Gene: PCDH15
Product: protocadherin related 15
Exons: 40
Coding region: 458-5923 (1821 amino acids)
Biological process (GO): cell-cell junction assembly; adherens junction organization; sensory perception of sound
Cellular component (GO): adherens junction; plasma membrane; stereocilium
Molecular function (GO): cadherin binding; calcium ion binding
Source: RefSeq, a predicted model, not a curated record
CAGAAGAGUCGGAACCUUCCGGGACGCUGGUGCCUAAAAACUGGAUUUUAAUCACCAUCCUGGUUGCCCAUCUCUGUCCCUUUUCUCAUUUGGUAACUAGUCGAGAGAAGCGCUUGGCACCAGCGCUCUGCGGGACCCAAGCUCCCGGCUGCUAGGGACCCGAGUGUCCGCUGCUGCGGAAGGAGCGGAGGGGAGGACGCCAGCGGAUGCUUACUGGAGCCUGGAGGAGAAGAGGAAAAAGGUGGACUGGUAACCAGUGAAAACGACCCUUUUGGGACUGGCAGUCAGAUUGGGAAAAAGAGGAAAAUGAAGAUGUCAUUCACUAGAAACAGUUGAAGUUGCCAGAACCAUUGGUUGACAGAGGGACAAGACGCAAGGGAAUUUGCAAUGUCGUGUUUCUGAAUGCCAUGCACAAGACCUCCAAAUAAGAUCAGCCUUGAGUGGAAUUUGACAGAAGAUGUUACAACAGUUUUAUCUCUGGAAAUGGUUGGCUUCAGGGAUUAUCCUUGGCUCUGUCUUCACAAUAGGCUUGGGCCAGUAUGAUGAUGACUGGCAAUAUGAGGAUUGCAAACUAGCCAGGGGAGGACCACCAGCCACCAUAGUUGCCAUUGAUGAAGAGAGUCGGAAUGGUACGAUUCUGGUGGAUAACAUGCUGAUCAAGGGGACUGCCGGAGGACCAGACCCGACCAUAGAGCUCUCUUUAAAGGACAAUGUGGAUUACUGGGUGUUGUUGGACCCUGUUAAACAGAUGCUUUUCCUGAACAGCACGGGCAGAGUUCUGGACAGAGAUCCACCAAUGAACAUACACUCCAUCGUGGUGCAAGUCCAGUGCAUCAACAAAAAAGUAGGCACUGUUAUCUACCAUGAAGUUCGAAUCGUGGUAAGGGACAGGAAUGACAACUCACCCACAUUCAAGCAUGAAAGCUACUAUGCCACAGUGAACGAGCUCACUCCAGUUGGCACCACAAUAUUUACGGGAUUUUCAGGAGACAAUGGAGCUACAGACAUAGAUGAUGGCCCAAAUGGACAGAUAGAAUAUGUUAUUCAGUACAACCCAGAUGAUCCGACAUCCAAUGACACCUUUGAAAUUCCCCUCAUGUUGACUGGAAAUGUAGUGCUAAGGAAGAGACUCAACUAUGAAGAUAAGACUCGCUACUUUGUCAUCAUCCAAGCUAACGACCGUGCACAAAAUCUGAAUGAACGGCGAACCACCACCACCACCCUCACAGUGGAUGUUCUGGAUGGAGAUGACUUGGGUCCAAUGUUCCUUCCUUGUGUUCUCGUGCCAAACACUCGUGAUUGUCGCCCACUCACCUAUCAAGCUGCCAUACCUGAGUUGAGAACACCGGAAGAACUGAACCCCAUCAUUGUUACUCUACCAAUCCAAGCCAUUGAUAAGGACCGGAAUAUUCAACCACCAUCAGAUAGGCCAGGCAUCCUUUAUUCCAUCCUUGUUGGGACUCCUGAGGAUUACCCACGAUUUUUCCAUAUGCAUCCUAGGACUGCAGAACUUAGUCUCCUGGAGCCAGUAAAUAGAGACUUUCACCAGAAAUUUGAUUUGGUUAUUAAGGCUGAACAGGACAAUGGCCAUCCUCUUCCUGCUUUUGCCAGUCUACAUAUUGAAAUACUGGAUGAAAACAAUCAGAGCCCAUAUUUCACAAUGCCCAGUUAUCAAGGCUAUAUCCUGGAAUCUGCCCCCGUGGGAGCAACUAUCUCUGACAGUCUGAAUUUGACCACUCCUCUAAGAAUUGUAGCUCUGGACAAGGACAUAGAAGAUACAAAAGACCCAGAGCUUCACCUUUUUCUAAAUGAUUACACCUCAGUCUUCACCGUCACGCAGACUGGUAUCACUCGCUACCUCACCUUACUGCAACCAGUGGACAGAGAAGAACAGCAAACUUACACCUUUUCGAUAACAGCAUUUGAUGGAGUACAAGAAAGCGAGCCAGUUAUUGUCAAUAUUCGGGUGAUGGAUGCAAAUGAUAACACGCCAACCUUCCCUGAAAUAUCCUAUGAUAUCUAUGUUUACACAGAUAUGAAUCCUGGGGACAGUGUCAUACAGCUCACUGCAGUCGACGCAGACGAGGGGUCAAAUGGAGAGAUCACAUACGAAAUCCUGGUCGGGGCUCAGGGAGACUUCGUCAUCAACAGAACAACAGGGCUUAUCACCAUCACCCCGGGGGUGGAACUGAUAGUCGGGCGGACUUACGCGCUCACGGUCCAAGCCGCGGAUAAUGCUCCUCCAGCAGAGAGAAGGCACUCCAUCUGCACAGUGUACAUCGAAGUGCUUCCUCCAAAUAAUCAAAGCCCUCCUCGUUUCCCACAGCUGAUGUAUAGCCUUGAAAUCAGCGAAGCCAUGAGGAUUGGUGCUGUUUUAUUAAAUCUGCAGGCAACUGAUCGAGAAGGAGAUCCAAUAACAUAUGCCAUUGAGAAUGGAGAUCCACAGCGAGUUUUUAAUCUUUCAGAAACUACUGGAAUUCUAACCUUAGGGAAAGCACUGGACAGGGAGAGCACUGACCGCUACAUUCUGAUCGUCACUGCUUCUGAUGGCAGGCCUGAUGGGACCUCAACCGCCACAGUAAACGUGGUGGUGACAGACGUCAAUGACAAUGCUCCAGUGUUUGAUCCUUAUCUGCCCAGAAAUCUAUCAGUGGUAGAAGAAGAAGCCAAUGCCUUUGUGGGUCAAGUAAGGGCAACGGACCCUGAUGCUGGAAUAAAUGGCCAAGUGCACUACAGUUUGGGUAACUUCAAUAAUCUUUUUCGUAUCACAUCCAAUGGGAGCAUUUACACAGCAGUGAAGCUUAACAGAGAAGUCAGGGACUACUAUGAACUUGUUGUCGUGGCAACUGAUGGAGCGGUACACCCUCGUCAUUCUACUCUAACACUGGCUAUCAAGGUUUUGGAUAUUGAUGAUAAUAGUCCUGUGUUCACCAAUUCAACAUAUACUGUCGUCGUUGAAGAGAAUCUGCCAGCUGGAACCACUUUCCUUCAAAUAGAGGCCAAAGAUGUUGACCUUGGAGCGAAUGUAUCUUAUCGGAUAAGAAGCCCAGAAGUGAAGCACUUUUUUGCACUGCAUCCGUUUACAGGAGAACUCUCCCUUUUGAGGAGUCUGGACUAUGAGUCAUUUCCAGAUCAGGAAGCAAGUAUCACUUUUCUCGUGGAGGCCUUUGAUAUUUACGGAACAAUGCCACCUGGUAUUGCUACUGUCACGGUGAUAGUAAAGGAUAUGAAUGAUUAUCCUCCAGUAUUUAGUAAACGAAUCUACAAAGGGAUGGUCGCUCCAGAUGCUGUCAAGGGUACACCUAUCACGACCGUUCAUGCUGAAGAUGCAGACCCUCCUGGAUUACCUGCAAGUCGUGUGAGGUAUAGAGUAGAUGAUGUCCAGUUUCCGUAUCCUGCCAGCAUUUUUGAUGUAGAAGAAGGUUCAGGAAGAGUAAUAACUCGGGUCAAUCUUAAUGAAGAACCCACAACAAUUUUCAAGUUGGUGGUUCUUGCAUUUGAUGAUGGUAAGCCUGUGAUGUCCAGCAGUGCCACUGUGAAAAUUCUUGUCUUACAUCCUGGAGAAAUCCCACGCUUCACACAGGAGGAAUACAGACCUCCUCCAGUAAGUGAACUUGCACCCAGAGGGACUAUGGUUGGUGUAAUUUCUGCUGCAGCCGUCAAUCAGAGUAUCGUGUACUCCAUUGUUUCAGGAAAUGAAGAGGAUAAGUUUGGAAUGAACAACAUCACAGGUGUAAUCUAUGUGAAUGCCCCUCUGGAUUAUGAGACAAGGACAAGCUAUGUACUUCGAGUCCAAGCUGAUUCCCUGGAAGUGGUCCUCGCCAAUCUCCGCGUUCCUUCGAAAAGUAAUACAGCUAAAGUGUAUAUUGAGAUUCAGGAUGAAAAUGAUCAUCCCCCAGUGUUUCAGAAAAAAUUCUACAUUGGAGGUGUAUCUGAAGAUGCAAGAAUGUUUGCUUCUGUGCUCAGAGUUAAGGCUACUGAUAAAGAUACUGGCAACUACAGUGCCAUGGCGUACAGACUUAUAAUUCCACCAAUUAAAGAGGGCAAAGAAGGAUUUGUAGUGGAAACAUACACAGGGCUGAUCAAAACAGCCAUGCUCUUCCACAACAUGAGGAGAUCCUAUUUCAAGUUUCAAGUCAUCGCAACUGACGACUAUGGAAAGGGACUAAGUGGCAAAGCAGACGUACUUGUCUCUGUGGUCAAUCAGCUGGAUAUGCAAGUCAUUGUUUCUAACGUGCCCCCUACUCUAGUGGAAAAAAAGAUAGAAGAUCUUACAGAGAUUUUGGAUCGCUAUGUUCAGGAGCAAAUUCCUGGCGCCAAGGUUGUGGUGGAGUCCAUCGGUGCUCGCCGGCACGGCGACGCCUUUUCUCUAGAAGACUAUACCAAGUGUGACUUGACUGUCUAUGCCAUCGACCCCCAAACCAACAGAGCCAUCGACAGAAAUGAGCUUUUUAAAUUUUUGGAUGGCAAACUGCUCGAUAUCAAUAAAGACUUUCAGCCGCAUUAUGGGGAAGGAGGACGCAUUCUGGAGAUCCGGACUCCAGAGGCAGUGACCAGCAUUAAAAAGCGGGGAGAAAGUCUAGGCUAUACAGAAGGGGCCUUGCUGGCCCUGGCCUUCAUCAUCAUCCUCUGCUGUAUCCCUGCCAUCUUGGUGGUCUUGGUCAGCUACAGACAACGUCAAGCUGAGUGCACCAAGACAGCCCGAAUCCAGUCCGCCUUACCUGCAGCUAAACCAGCAGCGCCUGCCCCAGCACCAGUGGCCAUGCCCCCGCCGCCCCCACCACCUCCGGGUGCUCAUCUCUAUGAAGAACUUGGGGACAGCACAAUGAGAGUUUAUACAUCAGAGCAACAACAACUGCUGAGGCCUUCUCUUCUUAAACCAGAGGAGUUAUCCAUGGAGUCUGGAAUUGAUCCUGGCCAGGAAUAUGGACAAGAUUAUUACAGUUAUGAGCAUGGGUAUGAAAUGCCUCAAUAUGGAAGUCGCCGUCGUUUGUUACCGCCAGCUGGACAAGAGGAAUAUGGUGAGGUGGUUGGUGAAGCUGAGGAAGAAUAUGAGGAGGAAGAGGAAAAGGCAAAGAAAGUUAAAAAACCCAAAGUUGAAAUUAGAGAGCCUAGUGAGGAGGAAGAAGUAGUUGUCACUGUUGAGAAGCCACCAGUCCCUGAGCCAACAUACCCGACGUGGAAGAGAGCCAGGAUAUUCCCAAUGAUUUUUAAGAAAGUGAGAGGACUAGCUGAUAGAAGAGGCAUCGUGGACCUGGAGGAGGAAGAGUGGCGGAGACGCCUUGAGGAAGAAGAUAAAGAUUAUUUGAAACUAACUCUGGACCAGGAGGAAGCUACAGAAAGCACAGUAGAGUCAGAGGAGGAAUCCUCGAGUGACUACACUGAAUACAGCGAAGAGGAAUCCGAGUUCAGUGAGUCCGAGACGACGGAAGAGGAGUCCGAGUCAGAGACGCCCUCUGAGGAGGAGGAAAGUUCCAUGCCGGAAUCCGAAGAAUCGGAAUCCACAGAGUCUGAAGGAGAAAAGGCAAGGAAAAACAUUUUUCUGGCCAGAAGGAAGCCUGUCGUUGAAGAGGUCAAGAAAGUCAAAGGCAGAAAAGAGGAGCCACCUGAAGAAGCUGAAGAACCCGGGCUGGAGGAAGGAGAAGGCCCGGCAGACGCCGAGGAGCGCGAGCCCGCCCCGGGCGCAGAACCGCCGGACCUGGAACCGCACGACAUCGCCGAGGAGAGCAGCGCAGAGUCAGCUUCGGUGACAGGAGGUGUGGAGAGUGAGGAGGAAUCCGAAUCAGGCAGUAGUAGCAGUAGUAGCGAAAGUCAGUCUGGAGGUCCUUGGGGCUUUCAGAAGCCAGAGUACGACACAAGCAAGCGUGCAAAGCAAAAGAAGUCCCCAGGCGCAAACUCGGAAGGUUACAACACAGCACUUUAAAAGCGAUCACAGUAGGUGAAAGUUUUGCAGUGAUGCGUGCUCCUGUGUGCAGUGCCCUCUGUGUGUUCUCUGAAAUGACCCUUGAAGGGGAGGAAAGUAAUCAUGAUUUUUAUCCGAUGUAAGAUUAGAUGCAUGCCAGAAAAGUGAAUAUAUAUGCUAUCUACAUAGAUUUGUAUAGUAGAAUGUAUUAGGGCAAAUCUGACUAAUCUUUCCUAUAUUAGUAAUUCGAAGGCAUGCAAUCAGUUACUCAGUCUUUAAUAUUUUUUACUGUGAUUUCUAUUAAUGCAGUGUGGCAUUGUGUAUUACCAGUGAUGCCCUGAUGCCCUGACUAUUGGA